This is a messenger RNA of Capra hircus (goat), 3161 nucleotides long. It is a transcript of the gene CYTH4, whose product is annotated as cytohesin 4. The transcript has 13 exons. NCBI's taxonomy places the organism in Eukaryota, Metazoa, Chordata, Mammalia, Artiodactyla, Bovidae. Gene Ontology annotation, biological process: regulation of ARF protein signal transduction. The coding region runs from base 113 to 1297 and encodes 394 amino acids. Gene Ontology annotation, molecular function: guanyl-nucleotide exchange factor activity. The record is from RefSeq and is a predicted model, not a curated record.
CGGGAAAGGGCCUGGUGUGUCUGAGGUGACACAGCCCUGCCUGAGCAGCCCGAGUGGCAGCGGGGUCAGCGGGCUGCGGGAGCGCAGGCCACUCUCCCCCAGGGGCUUCAGAAUGGACUUGUGCCACCCAGACCCAGGGGAGCUGAGCAGUGGGGAGGCGGAGGAGCUGCAGAAGAUCAAAUGGCACCGGAAACAGCUUCUGGAGGAUAUCCAGAAGCUGAAGGAUGAGAUCGCAGAUGUGUUUGCCCAAAUCGACUGCUUCGAGACAGCAGAGGAGAGCCGCAUGGCCCAGAGGGAGAAAGAGCUGUGCAUCGGCCGCAAGAAAUUCAACAUGGACCCCAUGAAGGGCAUCCAGUAUCUCAUUGAGCACAAGCUGCUGACCCCCAACGUCCAGGACAUCGCCCAGUUCUUGUACAAGGGCGAGGGCCUCAACAAGACAGCCAUCGGCACCUACUUGGGAGAGAGAGACCCCAUCAACCUGCAGGUCCUCCAGGCCUUUGUAGAUUGCCAUGAGUUUGCUAACCUCAACCUUGUCCAGGCCCUCAGACAAUUCCUGUGGAGCUUCCGGCUGCCAGGCGAGGCCCAGAAGAUCGACCGCAUGAUGGAGACCUUCGCCUCCCGAUACUGCCUCUGCAACCCUGGCGUCUUUCAGUCCACAGACACCUGCUACGUCCUGUCCUUCUCCAUCAUCAUGCUCAACACCAGCCUCCACAACCCCAACGUCCGAGACAGGCCGCCCUUCGAGCGCUUUGUGUCCAUGAACCGUGGCAUCAACGACGGCAGUGACCUGCCUGAGGAGCAGCUGCGGAACCUCUUCGACAGCAUCAAGAGCGAGCCCUUCUCCAUCCCCGAGGACGAUGGCAAUGACCUCACCCACACCUUCUUCAAACCCGACCGCGAGGGCUGGCUGCUCAAACUGGGUGGCCGCGUGAAGACCUGGAAACGACGCUGGUUCAUCCUGACGGACAGCUGCCUCUAUUACUUCGAGUUCACCACUGACAAGGAGCCCCGGGGAAUCAUACCCCUUGAGAAUCUCUCAGUGCAGAAGGUGGACGACCCCAAGAAGCCAUUCUGCCUGGAGCUCUGCAACCCCAGCUGCCGGGGCCAGAAGAUAAAGGCCUGCAAGACUGACGGCGAUGGUAAAGUGGUGGAGGGCAAGCACGAGUCUUACCGGAUCUCAGCCUCCAGCGCUGAGGAGCGGGACCAAUGGAUCGAAGCCAUUCGAGCCAGCAUCACUCGUGUCCCCUUCUACGACCUGGUCUCUGCUCGGAAGAAGAAGAUCGCCAGCAAGCAGUGAGCUUCCUUGGAGGUGGUGCCCGGUGUCCUGCGAGCCCCAUGACCUGUGGUACCUGGAGACCCACUCCCAACCCAGGGCCCGCAUACAUCCUCCCUCAACCCCCUUCACUUCGACCUGACAGCGGGGGCGAGGGUGGGGGAGGCAGGGCUCAAGAGCCGGAGUAGGUGGGAACCACCAAGGGCUCAGAGCCCGAUCAUGAGGCUGCUGGCCCUGGCCGUCCAGGAAAGGCCCCACCCUUGCCCCAAGUCCACUACAGGAAGGGGUAAGGAAAGCGGCCAUAGCCUGGCACCCUGCCCUCUCUCUGGGCCUCAGUUUCCUCUUUUGUUAGAAGUCUCCUUGCCCUCUGAAAUGCCAUCAGCCUUCAAAGCAGGAGGGGCCUGAGUGCUUCCUACCCUCCACCAUGGCGAAGCCUCCUCCUUCUGCUCAGGGGGUUCUCAGCCAGCCCCUCCCCAUCCUCAGUGGGAGCUUGGCCCUCCCUGCCCAAGGGACACAGGAGACACAUCUCAGAUCCAUGGACAUGACCUCUGGGAGACCCAAGAGCACUGGACUAGGAGCCUGGACAUCACAGUCUCAGUCCUAGCUUUGUCUCAACUUGCUGUGUGCCCUCGGCAGAGUCACACUCCUUCUCUUCUCUGGUUCCUGGAAAACUGUGGUGCUUGGCUAGGGAUGUCCCAGCCCUUCUGGUUCUGCGCACUCCACCCCUCAACCUGCCAGCAGUGGCCCCUCUCAGACUGCUUCCUGUCUGCGGAAGGAUAGGAAUGUGCUGGGUCUCCCAAGGAGCUUCUGGCUCGAGAUGUCUACACCUGUUUACUGAGCCGGAAGGGACUCUGGACUGAAGACUGCUGGGAGGCAGAGAGCAGAGUGGGCCCAUCCUCAAGGAUGUUCAUUUUCGAGAAGGGACAGGCGGGACUCCUCAAGCAAAUGGAAGAGACAUACAGACAUACUAAAGCAGACAUACUCAAGCAGAAAUGGUGGUACAACCAAGAAACCAAGAUGAGAGCUUUGUGAUCUGUGGUUACCAGGAGGGCUGCCUGGAGACAGCAGCCAUGCCAUGAGUGACAUACACCCUUGUAGCAGAGUCCCUGCCACAAUUUCCCUGCUGGACCACUGCCCAGGGCUCCUGAGGUGAUGAGCAGCUGCCCCAGCUGGGUCCUAGCAUCCUGAGACUCUCUGGCAUAGCACCAUCAAGCGUGAACAGGCAGGCAGUUCCGUCUCCAGGGAGGCCCCAGCCUGGAGGAGCAUUCCACAAACAGGUUUCUUCUCAGUAGCACGACUUACCCUGCCACACAGGCCCUGGGGGAGUCCCUAGAGGGAAGUUCCCUUGCAGGAAAACAGGAUAUGGGGUUACCUCGGCUCGACUGUCAGCCUGUGUAGGUGAGCCAGACAAGGUGAAUUUCCCCAGGGAGGGGAAGCAACCUUUCUUCCCCCACCUCACAACACACACACAACACAACACACACACUCUCUGUGGGGUCAGGACAGAGUAGCUGCCUUGCAAGUGGUGAGGCCACUGUCUCUGGAGGUGUUCAAGCACCUCAUAAUGAUACUGCACUGAGGUGGAUCUGUUUGGGUGUGACAGGAAGAAGAUUUACAGGACCUUUGAGAUCUUCCACAGGCCCCAUGGCAGCGUGGGAGCUGAGUGCCACAUCUGCUGCCUUUUUUGGCCCUGAAGGGGCAGCCAGGCGUCAGGGGCUCUGAGGUCCUCUCCUGCCACCGGCUGUGCAAUCUUAGUCCACCCUCUUCCCCUCUCUGGUCCUCGGCUUCCUCCCCUGUCACUGAGAGGGUGGAAUGGGGGAUUUUCUGGGCAUGAGUGGCUGUUCUGGGAAUCACUCAGAAUAGAGAAUAAAGCUCAUGAGUCAACUCG